AUGGACCCAAGAGUCUUCCUCUCCAUUCUGCUGCUGUUCGUUGGCAUUGCCUUGGCGAAUCCUGUCAGGAACCCUGGCCCUCCUGCAUUUGUACCCAUACCUGGAAAUGUGGACAUCACUACAAAGUUUCUGGAGAUAAACAAAGGGUCUUCCGAACACCUGAUAGAAGGAGAUCUGGUGUUUCCCAAAACCAAAAAUGCUCUCUACUGCUACAACAACAGCUGUUUCUGGAAGAAAAACUCUAGUAACCUAGUGGAGGUCCCUUACAUAGUGAGCAGUGAAUACUCCUCUACUGACAUCUCAGUUAUUCAGAAUGCCAUGUCCACCUUUCACAACAAGACUUGCAUUCGUUUCGUACCCAGAUUAAAUCAAACUGACUACAUCAGUAUUGAAAACAAGGAUGGGUGCUACUCUUAUCUUGGUAGAAUUGGUGGUAAACAGGUGGUCUCACUCAACAGACAAGGCUGUGUGUAUCACGGCAUUGUUCAGCAUGAGCUCAAUCAUGCCCUGGGCUUCUACCAUGAACACACCAGGAGCGAUCGUGACCAGUACGUCAAGAUCAACUGGGCAUACAUCCAAACCAGUAUGUCCAGCAACUUCCAAAUACAGAACACCAACAAUCAAAACACUCCAUAUGACUACAGCUCUGUCAUGCACUAUGGAAGAACAGCUUUCACUACCCAAGCUGGGAAGGACACCAUCACUCCCAUUCCUGAUGCAACAGUGGCAAUUGGACAGAGACAGGAUUUGUCCAGCAUCGACAUCCUGAGGAUCAACAAGCUGUAUGGAUGUGUCGUUUGA
Molecule: messenger RNA, 801 nt
Organism: Puntigrus tetrazona (Sumatra barb)
Lineage: Eukaryota; Metazoa; Chordata; Actinopteri; Cypriniformes; Cyprinidae
Product: hatching enzyme 1.2-like
Exons: 5
Coding region: 1-801 (266 amino acids)
Biological process (GO): proteolysis
Molecular function (GO): zinc ion binding; metalloendopeptidase activity
Source: RefSeq, a predicted model, not a curated record